CGUUGCCUCUGCAGAUGUGGCGGCUGGCGCUGCACAUGUCGCCGGGCAGGGUAUAGGAGGAGAUGCUCGGGCGGCUGCUGGCUUUGUUGUCGCUUCUUCCACUCACUGCAUGGGCCAAAACUGUGCAUGGCAGCUUUGACAGCGCCCUGGCGUGGCACAGCCGCGGGCAGCACAUCUUCACCUUCCUAUUUCAUGGGGAACAGGCCGUGCUGCGGGUCCGGAUCAGCAAUGUGGCGGCAGCGGUCGGGAAGGAUGCUGCGCUGUGUCUGUAUCAGGAUGAAGAAUGGGUGAAGAUGCACAGGAGCCUGGAGGAGUACAGCUGUCCUGAGAGACUGGCGCUAGCACAGAUAACGAUUCCUUUGAACCAAACUGAAUAUAACUACACUCUGCCACAGAUCAUCUCUCCUGUGGCAUGGUAUGCCAUAUAUGUGGACAAAUACACCUGUCUCAUGAGCUAUGAGGACCCCAGGACAGACGAGAUCACGUUUCAAGUCACUUUGCUGAAUCCUGAUGCAGCAGGGAAUCCUUUUGAUCAUUUUGGGGCAGAUGAGUCCGGUCUCCAUGAGUUCUUUUUCCUGCUUGUGCUUGUGUAUUUUGUGGCUGCUUGUAUAUACAUCCAGGCCUUGUGGCAGACCAUUAAGAAAGGUGGGCCCAUGCACACUGUCCUCAAGGUGCUAUCAAAUGCACUAUUGCUGCAGGUAGUAUCUGCCUUGGCAAACUACCUACAUUUCUCAUGGUAUGCCAAAGAUGGCAAAGGAGCCCCUUUCAUUGGCAGUUUGGCAGAAUUAUGUGACAUAGCCUCCGAGGUACAGAUGUUAUACUUGCUCCUCAGCCUGUGUAUAGGUUGGACUCUCAGCAGAAUGAAGAAAUCUCAGGGGAGACCUCUUCAGUGGGAUUCUACACCCACUUCUACAGGAAUCGCUGUGAUUGCUGUCAUUGCUCAGGUCAUUUUGCUUGUUUGGGAACAGUUUGAAGACACCAAUCACCACAGUUAUCAUGCUCAUCAGAGCUUGGCUGGCAUACUCCUCAUUGUCAUGAAGGUUUGCUUGGCUGCAUCAUUGGCAUGUGGUCUGUACCAGAUUAUCACAGUUGAGAGGAGCACAAUGAAACGACAGUUCUACAUCACGUUUGCCAAAGGUUGUUUAUUAUGGUUCUUGUGCCACCCGUGUUUCGUUGCCCUCUCUUACUUGUUUAGAGAGUAUCAAAGAGAAAAGGUGAUCACUGUGGGAGUCAUCCUGUCUCAGUCUCUCUCCAUGAUUAUACUUUAUAGACUUUUCCUCUCACAUAGUCUUUAUUGGGAGGUAUCUUCUCUUUCAUCUGUGACCCUUCCAUUAACGGUAUCAUCAGGACACAAAAGUCGGUAUUACUCUUGAUGUCACCUGGAUGCUAGGUUUUGGUCCAACACAGAGCCUGCAAGGAUUCCUCCACCCUAUGGGGAAGAAGUAUACAUAAGCCUGCAUCCUCGGAUCUAACCUGGAUGAUUCUGCCCCUCCUAGAGGUGGUUGGGGCAGGCAUCUCUGAGGACACUACUUUGGGUCUCUCUAGUAGGAGGCAGCCAUUGAAUACUAGCAAGGACUCUGAACACUUGUGUACUGUACUGCUCCUUGUGUAUUUCAAAAGCUAAACCUUUUUGGUGCGGAUUUGUUUGCAGUAGUGGACUGAUUUUUACCACUAAAGUAAAUCUAGAUGAAGGUGCGUUCUCAUCUUUUUUUUAUAUAUGUGCAUGUUAUAGAAGUGUUUUUAUUUAUACAACUUGUGACUAUUGUAUGUGCGAUGUCUGAAAAAACGCUAAUGUUACUGGGGCAUAAAAUGAUUUUUAUUUUUUCGUAUUGUAUUAUUGAUUUUAUCACUCCAACACAAAAAAAAAAAAACAAAUUCUGUAAGAUUUCACUGCUUAUUGCAAAUGUCCCCAACCACUUUCAUUACCUCUGUCAAAUAAUGAGCUGAAAAUACUCUAAUAAACCAAGA
Bufo bufo (common toad) is the source of this 1968-nucleotide messenger RNA. RefSeq names its product G protein-coupled receptor 180 (gene GPR180). The transcript has 9 exons. Lineage: Eukaryota; Metazoa; Chordata; Amphibia; Anura; Bufonidae. The coding region runs from base 63 to 1373 and encodes 436 amino acids. The record is from RefSeq and is a predicted model, not a curated record. Gene Ontology annotation, biological process: G protein-coupled receptor signaling pathway; response to pheromone.